AUGGUGGCGGAACUCUCGGCUCUACAGCAGAUCGUCAAUUCGCUGACAGGGCUCAACGGGCUGCCGCCAGUCAUCGUUCAGUGCGCGGUGACCACCAUCUACACAUCCCUCGGCGGAUUCAAAGUAAGCUUCAUCACGGACAAUAUUCAAGGAGCCAUGGUUGUUGGUUUAAUCAUCAUUGGCUGCAUCACGGUGGGGGUCAAGACCGAGGUCCAGCGCGAUCUGAUCGACAAGAGCGGCUAUCUCAACGCCAGCUUGCUCGGCUGGCAACUCAUUUAUAUCCUCCCCGUGGCGAUCUUGACCAACGACUUCUUCCUCUCGGGUUUCUGGAUGCGAACGUUCGCCGCAAAGACUGACAAAGACCUCUACGUCGGGGUCGGCCUCGCCACCGGCGCCGUAGCCGUCAUCCUGACUCUGGUCGGUGUUUCGGGCCUCCUGGCAGGAUGGUCCGGCGCACUGGGCGACCCGCCGGAGCAGUCUUCGAUCGCGCUCUUCCUCCUCCUGGAACAGCUUCCAGCGUGGGUUGUCGGCAUCGUCCUGGUAAUGGUAGUGUGCCUUUCGACGGCAGCAUUCGACUCAUUCCAGUCCGCAAUGGUCUCCACCGGCUCGAACGACAUCUUCCGCAACCGCCUCAACUUCUGGUACAUCCGCGCGGCCGUCGUGCUCCUGAUAUUCCCCGUCGUGGUCGUGGCCCUCAAGAGCCCGAGUGUGCUGCAGAUCUACCUGAUCAGCGACCUGAUCUCCGCGAGCUCCAUCCCUGUCCUGGUCAUCGGGCUCAACGACCGCGCCUACGCCUGGCGCGGCUUCGAGGUCGUCGUCGGCGGCCUCGGCGGCCUCUUCACCGUCUUCCUGUUCGGCCUCGUCUACUACGAUGGCGACGUCUCGUCCGCCGGCUCGCUCCUGCUGCUCGAACAGGGCCUCUAUGCGAACGACUGGAGUGCCUUUGGCGCUUUUGUCGCUGCGCCCGUCGGUGGCCUGCUUUGGGCUGCGGCCGCGUUUGCCGGCCGGUUGGGUGUCCAGUGGUUCCUCGCCCGCAUGAGGCGCGAGCCCUUCACGGCGCUAGACAAGCCUGCCGCUCCGUCAGCUAGCUUCUAUACUGGCCGCCCUUCGGAGGAGGCGGUGAGGGACGUCUAUACCGAUCCGGAAGGUGUUGAGAGGAGCGACGUCCAGAUCAAGGGUAAGUUCUUCUAG
Exophiala aquamarina CBS 119918 is the source of this 1191-nucleotide messenger RNA. RefSeq lists its product as uncharacterized. The coding region runs from base 1 to 1191 and encodes 396 amino acids. The transcript has a single exon. Gene Ontology annotation, biological process: transmembrane transport. The record is from RefSeq and is a predicted model, not a curated record. Gene Ontology annotation, molecular function: transmembrane transporter activity. NCBI's taxonomy places the organism in Eukaryota, Fungi, Ascomycota, Eurotiomycetes, Chaetothyriales, Herpotrichiellaceae. Gene Ontology annotation, cellular component: membrane.